This is a messenger RNA of Mesorhabditis belari, 1653 nucleotides long. NCBI's taxonomy places the organism in Eukaryota, Metazoa, Nematoda, Chromadorea, Rhabditida, Rhabditidae. The record is from the annotation of a GenBank genome assembly.
AUGCACAUAAAGAAGAUCGAGAUUGAAGGGUUCAAAUCGUAUGUGCGAAAGACGACAGUUGAUGAAUUUGACACACAAUUUAACGCAAUCACUGGUCUCAAUGGAACGGGAAAAUCGAACAUUCUCGACUCAAUCUGCUUUGUCUUGGGAAUCACUAAUCUGUCAUGUAUUCGAGCACAACAAUUGAUUGAUCUCGUCUAUAAACAAGGUCAAGCAGGCGUGAACAAAGCUGUUGUGAGUAUCUACUUCGACAAUUCCGACAAGAAAGUUUCACCUAUUGGAUAUCACGCUUUUGAUGAAAUCAUUGUCCGUCGCCAGAUUAUUGUAAAUGGACGCAAUACUUACACGAUCAAUGGAAUAUCAAAUCCUCAAAACAAGGUGGCUGAUUUCUUCCGUUCGGUUGGUCUCAAUGUAAACAAUCCUCAUUUCCUCAUCAUGCAAGGACGUAUCACAAAAGUUUUGAACAUGAAGCCACAUGAGAUUCUUGCUAUGCUUGAAGAGGCUGCUGGAACAAAAAUUUACGAUGCAAAACGUGACGCGGCUCUGGAAAUUAUACAGAAGAAGGAAAACAAGAUUAACGAGAUUAACCAACUUCUUGACAAAGAUAUUCUUCCAACUCUUGAGAAGCUCAGGAAUGAUCGUGAAAUUUUCAUCGAGUAUCAAAAACUAGACACGAAAAUCAUGGAGAAAGAACGUCGCCUGAAUGCCUUCGUCUAUUAUCAUAGCAAGAACGAAGAAAAACUUUCAUUGGAGCAAGUUGAAGAGAUGAUCAGAAAGAUUGAUGCUUCGCGCCAAAAGGAUGAAGAAUUAAAAGAAGCCAUCGUGGAAUUGGAGGCUGAAUACAAAGUACUCGAGGAUGCGAGGAGCGCUAAAGACAAAGAUGAAGAUGUGCAAAUGACGGAGAGAGCUGCCGCUGUUAACAAGGAGCUGGCCAAAAUAGAAAGUGAUCGUGACACCCUGAAAGCCGAACAAAAGCGAGGUGCUAGUGAGAUCAAAAGAUUGGAAAAGGCCAAUGCUCAAGAUACAGCCGAUAUGGAAAAGAAACGUCGAGAACUUAUUGAGCUUGAAGGCGAAGGAAGCCAAGAACAAAAAAUGAAUGAGGCUGAAGAACGAGCAGAGAAAGCCCGAACUCAUCUCGCGGCAGUGAUGCAAGGAAUGACCACCGAUCAAGAGGGAAAUGCAAUCACCGUUGAAGCGCAGAUUAAUCAGACAAAGGAACGACUCUCAAAGUUGACAACAGACCUUAAGAAAGAUCAAACACGUGAGAAGCAGUUGCGCCCGGAGCUUGAUGAGAAGCGAAAAGAAGUGGCCUCUAUGAGUAAACAAGUGAGCGACAAAGGCGAUGAAUUGGACAGCCUUCUAAAGGAAAAGACUAAAUUGGAGAAGACGCUGGGUGGGCUAUCUUUUGAUGAAAAUCAAUAUGAUGUUAUCAACCAACGACAUCAAAGAAUCGUCUUCGACAAGCAACAAGGCGAGAAUCGAUUGAAAGACGCUCUCAAUAGAAAUGGUCAUCUGAACUUCCAGUACAAUCGACAAAAUUUGCCUGCCUCUUUUGAUCCAUCAAAGGUAAUGGGUUACACGGUACGUCAUUUUGUGCCCAAUGAGGACAGGUUCAACUUGGCAUUAGAAGUUGCUGGUGGUGCUCGGGACUCA